Molecule: messenger RNA, 1367 nt
Organism: Hydractinia symbiolongicarpus
Lineage: Eukaryota; Metazoa; Cnidaria; Hydrozoa; Anthoathecata; Hydractiniidae
Product: obg-like ATPase 1
Exons: 17
Coding region: 42-1310 (422 amino acids)
Cellular component (GO): cytoplasm
Molecular function (GO): ATP hydrolysis activity; ATP binding; GTP binding
Source: RefSeq, a predicted model, not a curated record
AUUUUAUAAAAGCACGUUUUCACGUCUUUCCUGCGAAGUCAAUGACUCUUUGGCGCAGUAGAUUACAAAAAUCGCUGUACUUUCUUACUCAAAAGACAAAUUAUUCUCGUGCAAGAAUGCCUCCAAAGAAGAAACAAGAAGAGAAAACAAUUUCUUUGCUGGGAAGGUUUGGAACGUCACUUAAAGUUGGCAUAGUUGGACUACCAAACGUUGGAAAGUCAACAUUCUUCAAUGUGCUAACGAAAAGCCAGGCAUCUGCUGAGAAUUUCCCCUUUUGUACCAUUGAUCCCAAUGAAAAUAAGGUACCUGUUCCGGAUGAGCGUUACGAUUUCCUUUGUGAUUUUCAUAAACCAGCUAGUAAAGUUCCAGCAUUUUUAAAUGUUGUUGAUAUUGCUGGUUUAGUAGAAGGAGCUAAUGAAGGACAGGGUUUAGGGAAUGCGUUUUUAUCUCACAUCAAAGCUUGUGAUGCUAUCUUUCAGAUGCUUAGGGCAUUUGAUGAUGAAGAUAUAACUCAUGUUGAUGGGAGUAUUGAUCCAGUCCGCGAUCUUAAAACUAUUUUAAAAGAACUCCGACUUAAGGAUGUUGAAUAUUUCAAAGCAAGAUUUAAUGACAAUGAGAAGAAAUGUAUCAGGGGUGGAGACAAGAAACAAGCAGAGGAGUUUAAAAUUGUUACCAAAAUUUUAAAGAUUCUUGAAGAAGAUGAAAAACAUUUACGUUUCAUAAAUGAUUGGAAUUCUGUGGAAAUAGAAGUUUUAAAUCGUCACUUACCAAUCACCGCAAAACCUAUGGUAUAUCUUGUGAACUUAUCAGAAAAAGAUUUUAUACGCAAAAAAAAUAAAUGGCUUGCUAAAAUUAAGCAAUGGAUAGAUGAAAAUGAUCCUGGUGCACAACUUAUUCCAUUUAGUGGAGCAUUUGAACUGAAAGCAUUUGAAAUGGAACCUGAAGAAUUUCAAAAAUAUUGUGAGGAAGUAAAAGCACAGAGUGUUCUUCCAAAAAUUAUAAAAUCUGGCUUCAAUUUGUUACAACUGCAAUAUUUUUUUACUGCGGGAAAAGAUGAAGUCAAAGCCUGGACUAUACAAAAAGGAACAAAAGCUCCUCAGGCAGCUGGAAAAAUUCAUACAGAUUUUGAGAAAGGUUUUAUAAUGGCUGAGGUUAUGAAGUAUGAUGACUUUAAAGAAAUUGGAUCUGAACAAGCAGCUAAGGCGGCUGGCAAGUACAGACAGGAGGGUAAACAAUAUGUAGUGAAUGAUGGCGACAUUAUAUUCUUUAAAUUUAAUGCUGGCUCUGGGCUUACUGCUAAAAAGAAAUAGAACCAACACUUUUGUAAAUUUUUUGAAGAUAUAGAAAUAUAUAAUUUCUAGCUUUUA